AUGACUUUCAUGAAUUCGACCAUCUCUGCUGCGGCAACCCUGCUCCCAUAUGCAGUUCCCCAAUUUCAUUCCAGUGGUACCGUUGAGUUAACUCCUGUGAAUCUCAACAUUGAUCCCUGGUCGAUAUUUGACAAAGCAUGGACAACUCUUGUGGGAUAUCCUGCACAGGAUUUCAGAUUCGAGGAGGGUUCGACCCCAAUUUCAACCACUAAAGCUGUUCUAUCGUGGAUUGCAACAUAUUAUGUGGUUAUCUUCGGCGGACGUGCCUUGAUGGCUAAUCGUCCCGCAUUCAAGCUUCACACAGCAUUCAUCAUUCACAACUUUUACCUCACAGCCAUCUCCGGUGCCCUCCUGGUCUUGUUCUUACAGCAAAUAGUACCUAGCAUUUGGAACAACGGCCUAUACGACAAUGUUUGUGGAGUUAGUGGCUGGACUAAACCACUCGUCGUCCUGUAUUACCUCAACUACCUGACAAAAUAUUUGGAGCUGCUGGAUACAGUCUUCCUUGUCCUGAAGAAGAAACCUCUCACUCUACUACACACCUACCACCAUGGUGCGACCGCUCUCUUAUGUUACACUCAACUCGUGGGCCAAACUUCUGUAUCUUGGGUCCCCAUCACACUCAAUCUGACGGUUCACGUCGUCAUGUAUUGGUACUACUACCAGUCCGCUCGUGGCGUCCGUGUAUGGUGGAAGCAGUACAUUACAAUGCUACAGAUUUCUCAAUUUGUUCUUGACCUCGGAUUUAUCUACUUCGCCUGUUACAACUAUGCUGUUAGCACAUACGCACCAUCGCUCCCUCACGUGGGCACUUGCGGUGAUCCAAAGCAGGAGCUUGCUGCUGCAACUGGCUGCGCCAUCAUUUCAUCAUAUCUUUUCCUAUUCAUUGGAUUUUAUCUGUCAACCUACAAGAAGCCAGCUGCUGCCAAAAAGGCUUUGAAGAAGGCUUCGAAAACUCAAGUACCUACACUUGAGGAAGCUUCUGAGAAGACUGUGGACGCCCUUCGUACAGCUGGGACCACGGUCGUAGAGACUCUCAGGGAUGAAAAAUGUUCAAUCUCGAUAUAA
This is a messenger RNA of Lithohypha guttulata, 1068 nucleotides long. Its product is annotated as Fatty acyl-CoA elongase/Polyunsaturated fatty acid specific elongation enzyme. Bases 1 to 1068 code for a protein of 355 amino acids. The record is from RefSeq and is a predicted model, not a curated record. Lineage: Eukaryota; Fungi; Ascomycota; Eurotiomycetes; Chaetothyriales; Trichomeriaceae. Gene Ontology annotation, cellular component: endoplasmic reticulum membrane. Gene Ontology annotation, biological process: sphingolipid biosynthetic process; fatty acid elongation, monounsaturated fatty acid; very long-chain fatty acid biosynthetic process. Gene Ontology annotation, molecular function: fatty acid elongase activity. The transcript has 2 exons.